AUAUCUAACUCGAGAUAUUUUAAUGAGACGACCAAUCAUUGUGACCCCCAAGUACAAAAGCUCAUUUGACUUAUCCAAAUUGGAGGAUAAUGAUAUGUCUCAAUUGAUUGACUUGAAAGACUUUCGAUUUCUCAUCAAUAAUUUACCAUGUCACAGAUCAUCAUCUUCCUCUUUCGCCUUUUCGUCAUCUAAAUCAUCAUCAUCUUUGUUAGAAACUGUUGACAGUACAAUUGUGAUUCAAAAUGGAAACAAUUCAAUCUCACCAGAUGAUGAUUCCAAUAGUGUUGAUAUAUUCCUGUUAAUAUUUAUUCAUAGUGCUCCAAAUAACUUUGAAAAGCGUAAAAUAAUUCGUGAUACUUGGGCCAGUUCUCAGAAUAUCUCAUUUUCUCAGAUUCGCCGGGUUUUCCUUUUAGGCCUAGUUGAUGAUAUUGAACUUCAACGAUCAAUUAAUCAAGAGAACAAGAUUCAUGGUGAUAUUAUUCAAGGAAAUUUUGUUGACACAUAUCGUAAUUUAACUUACAAACACGUGAUGGGCCUUAAAUGGAUAACAUAUUAUUGUCGUUCAGCCAAAUUUAUCAUCAGAAUUGGAUUAAUUAAGCUGGAGAGUAAAAGAGAAAAGUAAUCACAAUUGAAACAACUACCUACUUUUAUUUAAAUUGAUCAUUUUUUACACUAUUUUUUUUCUCGAAUGAGAUCAAAAUUCAUAAGGAAACGUUUAUUGUAUAAUACAAUUUGUAUUUUAAAUUUUGAACCCAAGAUCUCGCAUACACUUUUUGUGAGCCUCUAUAAGAUCAUGACAAUGUUCCUCUCCAUUUUCAAUUAUACUGUAAAGAUGAAAUAAAGAAUGAAUUAAAAAGAGAAGGAGAAAAA
Molecule: messenger RNA, 870 nt
Organism: Panonychus citri (citrus red mite)
Lineage: Eukaryota; Metazoa; Arthropoda; Arachnida; Trombidiformes; Tetranychidae
Product: beta-1,3-galactosyltransferase 5-like
Exons: 1
Coding region: 23-622 (199 amino acids)
Cellular component (GO): membrane
Molecular function (GO): hexosyltransferase activity
Source: RefSeq, a predicted model, not a curated record